Molecule: messenger RNA, 1179 nt
Organism: Scedosporium apiospermum
Lineage: Eukaryota; Fungi; Ascomycota; Sordariomycetes; Microascales; Microascaceae
Exons: 6
Coding region: 1-1179 (392 amino acids)
Molecular function (GO): oxidoreductase activity
Source: RefSeq, a predicted model, not a curated record
AUGGCUUCCACAUUAGUGCAUCUUGCUCUCUUCGGUGUGUUCCUCCUCGGAGCUACCGAGGCCGGUAAUCCCUGGAGAAGAGAGACAAACGUCUACCCCGUUGACAUCGUCGACCAGCUUCAGGAUGAGGGGCUGGAACGGCUCGCCGCCUACAUGGGAAACAAUCCUGCUCCGUCCAACUGCACGCUCGAGACGGCAGUGAAGCGCAUGGAAUGGUCCGAUCUCACCGUCGCCGAGCGGGAGGAAUACGUCGAAGCUGUGCUAUGCCUACAGUCCUCACCGUCCAAAGCUCCUGAAGGCGCGGCGCCCGGAGCCAAAACUCGAUACGAUGAUUUCAUCGCUAUCCAUAUGCUAUACAUUGAUACACUACACUCGCCGUACUGGAACUGGGGCCGCUACGCCGACGAUCCGGUAAGCUCUCCCCUCUUCGGCGGGAGCUCAGCGAGUCUCGGCAGCAAUGGUGCGCCAAGUGAAUUCCCGGAUGCCAGGUUCCCUGGGUUUGCGCCGCCACUCAAUGUGCUUCCUGCGGCUGGGGCUGGCGGGUGCGUCACGGACGGACCAUUCAAAGACAUGGUUGUCAACCUCGGCCCUGUCGUGCCGACGUCUCCAGACGUACCUCCCAACCCGCAGCCGAACGGCCUCGGCCACAACCCCCGUUGCUUACGGCGGGACAUCAACAAACACGCGGCCGCGGUCACCACAGCGCAGCAUUCCUAUGAGCUGAUUACGGAAUCCAGCACCAUUGACGCGUUCCACAACAGGUUGAUGUGCAUGGGUGCGCAAAAGGACUGGGGGGUUCACAUCGGGGGUCACUACACGAUCAGCGGAGACCCAGGGGCUGACCCAUACGUCUCCCCGGGUGACCCGGCAUUCUACCUCCACCACGGCAUGGUCGACCGGAUCUGGUGGAUCUGGCAGAUGCAGGAGCCCGAGACGCGCAUGACCCUCGUCCCGGGCCCGGAGCCUGACGGUGUGGCGCCCAUGGACUGGGCCACCACCCUGUUCGAGCGGUACGUCUCGGCGUAUCCGUACAGGCCCGGAGAGGCGGGUUUCGACUACGAAGAGUACCUUGAUACAGAUGCGGUUGAUUUCGGGUGGCUGGGCGAGCCGUGGACGUUGAGGGAGCUUGCGGAUGUGGUUGGGACGACGGGUGGUAAUUUUUGCUAUAUUUAUGUUUGA